AUGGCCAGUCCCCCCAAGAGGAGCUGCACGUCUCCUGCCAGCAGCUCAGAGGGGAUCCGCAUCAAGAAGGUUUCCAUCGAGGGCAACAUAGCUGCAGGGAAGUCAACUUUUGUGAAUAUCCUUAAACAAGUUUCUGAGGAUUGGGAAGUGGUUCCUGAACCUGUUGCCAGGUGGUGCAAUGUUCAAAGUACUCAAGAUGAAUUUGAGGAACUGACAGCGUCUCAGAAAAGUGGUGGGAAUGUUCUUCAAAUGAUGUAUGAGAAACCUGAACGGUGGUCUUUUACCUUCCAAUCUUACGCCUGUCUCAGUCGAAUAAGAGCUCAGCUUGCUUCUCUUAAUGGAAAGCUCAAAGAUGCGGAAAAACCUGUAUUAUUUUUCGAACGAUCUGUAUAUAGUGACAGGUAUAUAUUCGCAUCUAAUUUAUAUGAGUCUGAAUGCAUGAAUGAAACAGAAUGGACAAUUUACCAAGACUGGCAUGACUGGAUGAAUAACCAAUUUGGUCAAAGUCUUGAACUAGAUGGAAUCAUUUAUCUUCGGGCCACUCCAGAGAAAUGCUUGAAUAGAAUAUAUUUACGGGGAAGAAAUGAAGAGCAAGGCAUUCCUCUUGAAUAUUUACAGAAACUUCACCAUAAGCAUGAAAGCUGGCUUCAACAUAGAACACUCAAAACUAACUUUGAUUAUCUAGAAGAAGUGCCUAUUUUAACACUGGAUGUUAAUGAAGACUUCAAAGACAAACAUGACAGUCUGGUUGAAAAGGUUAAAGAGUUUUUGAGCACAUUGUGAUCUUGCUGAAGACUUUCAACCGCCAAAUGAUUCCAUAUAUUGCCAUUUUGUUUGUCUUUGUUUUUCUAUUUUCUUAUUGUUUGUUUUCUUUUUUGUUGUUUUUGAUUUUGGGCCACAUCUGGAGGUGCUCAGGGUUUAUUCCUGGCUCUGCACUCAAGGCUUAUUCCUGGCCUUGCUCAGGUGACCAUAUGGGAAGCUGGGGAUCAAACUGGGUGGCAGUGUGCAAGGCAAAUACCUUCCCUGCUUUGUUAUUGUACUGGCCCCUGUUAGUCCAUGUUCUUAAGAAAAUCAUAGUUUGGGGCCAGAGUGAUAGCACAUUGGCAUGGUGUUUGCCUUGCACGCAGCCAACCUGGGACGGAUCUGGGUUCGAUCCCUGUCAUUUCCUAUAGUACCCCGAGCCUGCCAGGAGCAAUUUUUGAGCACAGGGCCAGAAGGAAGUAACCCCUGAGCACUACAGGAUGUAGCUCGAAAAAAGAAAAAAAAAAAAAGAAGGAAAAGAAAAAGAAAACAGAAAAAGUAAGAGAAAACCAUAGUUUGUACAUGAAAAAUAUUUUGGGGGUAUAUGUCAUAAAAAAAUUAUUGUUUAAAAAGCAAGGACUUGGGCUGGAGAGAUAGCAUGGAGGUAAGGCGUUUGCCUUGCAUGCAGAAGGCCAGUGAUUCGAAUCCCGGCAU
This is a messenger RNA of Suncus etruscus (white-toothed pygmy shrew), 1455 nucleotides long. It is a transcript of the gene DCK, whose product is annotated as deoxycytidine kinase. Bases 1 to 783 code for a protein of 260 amino acids. Gene Ontology annotation, molecular function: ATP binding; deoxycytidine kinase activity. Gene Ontology annotation, biological process: nucleobase-containing compound metabolic process. The record is from RefSeq and is a predicted model, not a curated record. Gene Ontology annotation, cellular component: mitochondrion; cytoplasm. Lineage: Eukaryota; Metazoa; Chordata; Mammalia; Eulipotyphla; Soricidae. The transcript is spliced from 7 exons.